UAAUUGGCUAUACAUGAAGCAGCAUGCACGUUCUUUGGGUGGUUCUCUUUGCGGGGUUUGUCGGAGUCCUCGGAGACGAUAUUUUUGACGCGGAAAGUUGCGGUUCUAGCUUCUACAAUGAAACGAUUCGUCGCCCGACGUUGGCUCGACUUCGCGAAUUUCCGUGGCUGGCCCGGCUUGGGUACCAAAAAUCACCGGAUGUAGCGCCAGAGUUUCACUUUCAUGGGACUCUCAUUCAUCGGUAUUACGCGGUGACCACUGUUUUCGCGGCCGACUAUCUUGGAAAGUCUUUAAUGUUCGUGCGUCUUGGCGAUUAUCACACGUCCGACGAAAAGGAUUGUCAGGAAUUUGACGGUGAAGAAAUAUGUGCUCCACCCCCGCAGGAUAUUCCUGUCCUUUACGUCGUGAAACAUCCGGAGCACAACCGUCCCCGUAUGUCGCACGAUUUGGUUCUGGUAAAAUUCCAACAACCGGCUGACCUAACUACCGAGUACGUCCAACCGAUUUGCCUUCCCUCACCGAACCUACCUCUCUCCGAGGACGCCCCACUGUUCCUUUCCGCCUGGUGUGGCAGCGUCAAAACCGGCAUCUCGGUAGUUCCCCGACAGUACCGGAUGCAGCUCGCUCCCACAGCCGUCUGCACCGAGAAGCUGUCCCCGCAUAUCUCAAUAACCCUGCACGAGUCGGAGUUCUGCGCUGCGCUAGAUUUGCCCAAGGAUUCCACCCUCCCCAAGGAGGUCAGUCUCCGGGGAAGUACCGGAGCGCCACUGCAGAUGCUCGACCGUACCGGAAAACGGUUCCAGCUGGUGGGAAUGACCUCGGUCGGCGUGAAGAAUGCCGCCCGGGACGUUCCGUACGUGUUUACGAAUGUUCUGCAGCUGAGCGACUGGCUGCGGUCGACGGUGAACCGGGAGGAGCAGAAACGGGCGGGGAAGCUGUGAACCAGAAGGUGGCGCGAACUGGUUUUGGCAUCAUCCGACGAGCCGGGAGAGAAGAAUUUGCGACGAUUGCGUCAAUUAGUGGGGAGUGGAAUUGUGAACCUGAGAGGAAAUGAUCGGUUUCGAUUCGCCUGGUUGAGUGUGAAACAACACAAAUAAAAAUGCAGCUAAAAGU
Messenger RNA from Culex pipiens pallens (northern house mosquito), 1113 nucleotides. RefSeq names its product CLIP domain-containing serine protease B9-like. The record is from RefSeq and is a predicted model, not a curated record. Gene Ontology annotation, molecular function: serine-type endopeptidase activity. Gene Ontology annotation, biological process: proteolysis. Bases 24 to 941 code for a protein of 305 amino acids. The transcript has 2 exons. NCBI's taxonomy places the organism in Eukaryota, Metazoa, Arthropoda, Insecta, Diptera, Culicidae.